AUGUCCUACGUGUUCGUCAACGACUCCUCGCAGACCAACGUGCCGCUGCUGCAGGCUUGCAUCGAUGGAGACUUCAACUACUCCAAACGGCUGCUGGAGAGCGGCUUUGACCCCAACAUCCGAGACAGCCGGGGCCGGACCGGCCUCCACCUGGCUGCAGCCAGGGGAAAUGUGGACAUCUGUCAGCUCCUGCAUAAAUUCGGUGCUGACCUCCUAGCCACUGAUUACCAAGGUAACACAGCCCUUCACCUGUGUGGCCAUGUGGAUACCAUCCAGUUCCUCGUGUCUAAUGGACUUAAAAUUGAUAUCUGCAACCACCAAGGUGCAACACCGCUUGUUCUCGCAAAGCGGAGGGGUGUGAAUAAAGAUGUGAUUAGACUGCUGGAGUCUUUAGAGGAGCAAGAGGUGAAAGGAUUUAACAGAGGAGCUCACUCCAAGCUGGAAACCAUGCAGACUGCUGAAAGUGAAAGUGCCAUGGAAAGCCAUUCCCUCCUUAAUCCAAACCUGCAGCAAGGUGAGGGAGUUCUCUCCAGUUUCCGUACGACAUGGCAAGAGUUUGUGGAAGACCUGGGCUUCUGGAGGGUGCUGCUGCUCAUCAUUGUCAUUGCCCUGCUGUCCCUUGGGAUCGCCUACUAUGUCAGUGGGGUGCUUCCCUUUGUAGAAAACCAGCCUGAGCUGGUGCACUGAGACAAACACAGAGAAGUGCACUGUGCUUUCCCCUGGUCUUACUCUGAGCUCCUUUGAAUUCUUCUCUCGGUGCAGGCAGUGGCAGCUGUGUCUGCUGAUUGCCUUUCCUACC
Messenger RNA from Indicator indicator, 799 nucleotides. RefSeq names its product ankyrin repeat domain 46 (gene ANKRD46). The record is from RefSeq and is a predicted model, not a curated record. Gene Ontology annotation, molecular function: protein binding. The transcript has 3 exons. The coding region runs from base 1 to 687 and encodes 228 amino acids. Lineage: Eukaryota; Metazoa; Chordata; Aves; Piciformes; Indicatoridae.